AUGAAGUGCAAUUUUCGAACGCCGGCAACAACCGUUCGGUGGUGGUGGCGGCGGUGGUUGGUGCUCGCGAUAUGCUUAGUGAACGGUGCGCUCGGAUACAGCAGCAGCAGUAGCAGUAGCAGCAGCGAUCCACAUCUGUUCGAGAAUCGAGAUGGCUACAUCAUCGGCAACUAUCUGCAGGCAACGGACCAAGACAUCCGGGACUUCUUCUGGACCGGGUCGGGCGAUGGGCCCGGUUCCGUGCUAAACCCAUUCGAGCGCUUUCCAAUCAGUGAAGAUGCCAUCAUCAAGACGGCCACGGUCGUCGCCACCGUCUACAUUGACCGCAAUGGUGGCCCGGAUGGGUAUGAUGAUCUCUGCAUCUUCGACUGCCCACCCCAAUCCGGUCACCGAGGUGGUCCCGAAGAUCCGACCGAUGGCGACGAUUCAUUCGAGUCCGAUCUGACGGGCCACGGUAUCGACAACGUGACGCCCACGGAUCGCCGCUUCUGGCUGAUGACCGUCAUCGGAGGACUGCAUGGGCGGCACGAUUAUCCGAUGCUCGAGACCAAGCUGGCCAAGCUGUAUCGUGUUGCAUUUGCCAGACAACAGGCAUUACAUCUCGGCAUCAACAGUAGCACCAGCAACGGUCGUCAGCAGCAGCAGCAGCAACAGGAGGAGCAGGAGGAGAACGGUCUCGAACGACUAUCGGUGGAUGAGAGCAACCCGUCCGUCGAGGAUCCGCCGAGAAGUCGCGUCCGCCGUCAAGCAGCUGAUUUGAAGCGUUCAAACAAAGCUGAUGCAAGCUCGAGCAAGCGAGGAAAAAGUGCCACGGCCACGGGCAAGAAACUUGAGAGUAACAUCCGUCCACCGGGCUUAGCGUUUGGCCACGAUGUACUGACAAACGGGUACGUCGUUGCGUACGAGCAGCGACUGAAGCACCGGAACAGAAACCAUCGACGAGCGUCGUCAACACGCCACAAAAGAGAUUUUAGCGAAUCGGACGAACGACGCAUCGGAAGUCAGGUGCUGCCCGUACCACCGAUAGUGGAAGUCAUUGGCGCGAACGGUGGUCCGCCAGGCCCCGAAGAGAGUCCAGUGGCCAAUGGGGACGAUGGUUCCGAUGAGCAGUUGCGAUCGCAACGGAGUGACACAACCGGUCGACACGACGUGCCCGAUAAGGAUGCGUACUCGACGGCGACGGGAGGCCGGCGAAAGGUGCGAAUCCUGAUACACAACACGACCCAUCUGCGCGAGGAGGAUCGAUUGUCGAUGGAGGGUAGCAGUACUGGUGGUCGCGAUGCCGACAAUACAGGAGGAGGAGCUGGUGGUGGCUCCCCGAGCACAUCGAAUCAGCUCCUGAAUCAAACGGAAAUCAUAUACUCGGUGUUCGUUGGUGGAUUGCCAGUGCUAGCGACGACGGCCGCCGAAGACAUGAAGCUCAUGUCACAGGAAGAGAUGGAGCACGUGCUGGAAUCGAUGGUCUACCUCAAAGCCGAUCCCUACCUUAAGGAACCACAGGCGACACCGUUGAUACCGUCGACUCAGAAUGGCAGCAGUAAUGUGAUAGCCCUGAUCGGCCAAAACCCUAGCCUGUUCGUAGUGUCCUGCGUGGCGGCGGUGCUACUGUUGAUCCUGUGCAUUGGCAUGUUCCUGUUGGCUCGCGGUAAACGGAAGCAUAUCGUAGCGAUGAAGAAGCUGGAAUCGACGCAAGCCCUUGUGAUGCCGGGAACGAUCGCGGAAGAACUGAAUGCCCUGAAAACCGGUGACAGCGGAAGCAGCCGGCAACCGUCGCCUUCGUAUCCGCGCGAUCCCUCCUCGGCCACGGUGAGUCUGAUGGCACAGAAACCCUCACCGACCAUCCACUUCCCACUGCCGCCGAUGACGCGACCGACUUCGUCAUCGUCGAGCUACUCAUCCGACUGCUCGGUGUACUAUCCGAAGCGGAAGCAGAAACAUCAGCACCACCAUCACCAUCAUCAUCAUCACCAUCAGCAACAGCAGCAGCUGCAGCACCAGCAGUUGCAGCAACAGCCACAAUAUCACCAUCAUGAGCUGCUCGACGAGAAGUCGGUCAAUUUAACGAACAAACUGCAGAAACAGUUCCACCUACAGUCACUGCUAGUACCACCGGGAGGCCAGGAGAACGUGUACGCUUCGGUACAGAAACCGUUGGGGAAGAAGGAUCACAAGCGGCGCCGAAAGUACCUCGGUGAGAAUCGGGUGGGAUCGAUCGAAGGUGGUGGGUUGGGAUUGCAGGUCCCGCCACCACCACCACCGAGAAGCCCCCUGACCACGACCACAGCUAGCAGUGCCAGUCCGAGCGAUCAUUCGGCAACGUUCGGUGACGAUCGGCAACCGAAGCUUGUCCCGGGUGCUUACGAACCGAGUGAAACCUACAACACCGAUGUGAUCAUGAAGCAUUACCUGAAACGGAAACCACUGACUGGUGCGCUGCCGGUUGAGGCACUUAACCGGGACAGGAUUCGUGUGUUGGCGGAACAGUACAAUGGAAUUGACUCCGGGAGUAUUGGAUCGUAUCUUAGUAUGGCUUCGGUUAAGAGUUUCCCCAGAUGCUUUGUACCGGAACCACUGAGCCGCGUUCUGGAACCGGUCACGAUGACGCAUCUCGAUCAAUCGGAUGUGUACGCGGAUGGGGUGAAAUCGUCCGGACCGGAUACGGCCGCCACCAGCCAGUACAACACGGAUACGGAGGUGCAUCUGGCGCGGUCACAGAGUGAUGGAGCUGAUCCUGGUGUCGUGGGACCAAUCGUGUGGCAGAUGCACAAGAAGGAGAUGGAAGAGAUCACCAGUCCACUGCGGGAUCCGGUGGUCACGAGGAACCGCUUCGAAGGGCUGCUCGAAGGUGCCAUCCAGCUGUACGAAGAGGAGGAGGGUCCGGAGCGCGAAGAGGAACAAAAGAACUCGAUACCACUGCCCGGUGUCAUACGGCCAUCCGAGGCCACACGGGGAAAAUCGGCACUCGUCGUAAGAGAAACAUCCCGUGCAUCAUCGGCUACGAUACGACCGGUAACGGCGGCCCCGGGACGUAAGGUGGACGCGCACAGUCACAGUCACGAUCAUCAUCUGGCACCGGGUUCUCCGAUGCCGAUGCCACACGGUGGCCGAGGUGGUGGUGUCUCGGGUGCUGCAUGGAGCAGUGGAACUCACUCGCCAAUGGUACGUCCGAUGAGUGCGGGACCCUUCCAUUCGCCACAGAGUGGGCCCACGGUGGGCAUCGAGAUUGCUCAGGUGACCGCUCCGCACAGUGUACUCCAGUCCACGGAACUAUCGACCGCACCGCUACUCCAGAACAUCAUGCAAGAGCUGCAACGGUUCCGCAAUGAACAGUGA
Messenger RNA from Anopheles aquasalis, 3333 nucleotides. RefSeq lists its product as uncharacterized. The record is from RefSeq and is a predicted model, not a curated record. NCBI's taxonomy places the organism in Eukaryota, Metazoa, Arthropoda, Insecta, Diptera, Culicidae.